UCCAUCCCUGAGACAUGUCCUGCUGUGACCAGUGCCAGCCAUGCCAGCCCUGUGGCCCAACCCCUCUGGCCAGCAGCUGCAAUGAGCCCUGUGUCAGGCAGUGCCAGAACUCCACCAUUGUCAUCCAGCCCUCUCCCGUGGUGGUGACCCUGCCCGGACCCAUCCUCAGCUCCUUCCCGCAGAACACCGCCGUCGGAUCCUCCACCUCCGCUGCUGUUGGCAGCAUCCUCAGCUCUGAGGGCGUGCCCAUCUCCUCUGGAGGCUUUGACCUCUCCUGCAUUUCCAACCGCUACUGUGGCAGAAGGUGCAACCCCUGCUGAAUGUGCUGGAUGAUGCCCCGGACAAAGACCACCAGAAAUGCUGAACAUGACUCUGGACCAAAGAAUAAAUGUUGUGAUGCUGUUUUUGCCCUGCAAGACACACAUGUAUUACAGGCCAGCCUAGAGCCUCUGACAACGUGGAGAAAGUCUACUGAUACUCUCUUGUACUCACUCUUCCUAUCUAAUAUCAUUCUUGUCUUUUCCCUUUAGAGAUCUCUGUUAGUACCCCAAAAAAUGAACCCUGACUGACCUGCUCAUCUCCCAAAAAUUCUGGGCUGGGAGACAGGGCUCUGUGCCAAUACUGUCAUAGGAUAGGGGAACUGAUUCCUGUCUGCUUUUGCUGCACGCUGCACACAGGGCCUCUGCUUGGGGUGGCAUAAUUUCUCUCGUCAGACUCAUUAAACAGUUUUUGCAUCCCUUAGUGUUUCCUUCUUUGUUGGUGUUUUUUUCCCCCCCCUACCUGUGUAGAAUUGACCAAAGGAAAAAUAAUGUCUUUGGUGAGAACAAGCUCCUCUCGUUUCUGGAGGUCAGUGCACACUGCAGACAUUUACUUUUCAAGCACUUUCUGUUGAAG
This is a messenger RNA of Meleagris gallopavo (turkey), 894 nucleotides long. The record is from RefSeq and is a predicted model, not a curated record. NCBI's taxonomy places the organism in Eukaryota, Metazoa, Chordata, Aves, Galliformes, Phasianidae.